Molecule: messenger RNA, 738 nt
Organism: Suillus subaureus
Lineage: Eukaryota; Fungi; Basidiomycota; Agaricomycetes; Boletales; Suillaceae
Exons: 2
Coding region: 1-738 (245 amino acids)
Biological process (GO): L-phenylalanine catabolic process; glutathione metabolic process
Molecular function (GO): maleylacetoacetate isomerase activity; glutathione transferase activity
Source: RefSeq, a predicted model, not a curated record
AUGCACCCCAUUAUACUGUACGACAUACCAAGCAAGGCCCCAAAUAAUAUAUGGGCUCCAAACCCUGCAAAGACCAGGCAUGAUAGGUUUUGCCUGGAAUACAAAGGUCUCCCAUAUACGAUCGUCUGGGUAGAGUUCAAGGAUAUUCCCAUGACUAUGAAAUGCAAAGUUGGCGCUUCGACUACAGAAGGGGGCAGAUACACCCUUCCGGUGAUCAAGGAUCCCAACACUGGAUUCGUCAUUGCUGACUCGCUGGCGAUCGCUGAGUACCUGGAUAAGACUUAUCCAGAGAAGCCGGUCAUACCACGCGGCGCCAACGUUCUUAUGAGGUUGUUCGAGCCUGCAUAUUGCAGCAUUGCCUACGGAAAAGCAGUGAAACUUAUCUUAACGAAGACCCUCGAAAUCCUGAACGACUCGAACAGGGAGUACUUCAUUCAGACGCGCUUGGAGCUGCUCGGUGAAACGCUCUGGGAGGCUGUGUCAGAAGAGAACGUCCAGCAGCAGUGGGAAGACUUGAAGAAGGGUCUUGAUGAAAUCGAUAAAUGGUACCAGAAAAGUGGCGGGAAGUGGAUUAUGGGGGAUACCUUCUCGUUCGCAGAUAUGGUGGUGGCUUGCAGAACGAUGUGGUGGAAUAAAAUCUUCGACGAAGAACAACUCCGAGAACUCCAUUCUUGGAAUGGCGGACGAUGGGCGCGUAUCUUGGCAGAUGUGAAUACUGAGUGCGGUACAGAUCUGUAA